CCAGUGGGAAAAGAUCUGUGUUCUUUUUGGAAAGCGGCUCAAUUUCUUUAAAAAUGUCAUCAACAAAUAUACACAAUGAUGUAAAUAAGAAAUCAUUAUCAGAAAUAUCAACAGAAAUGUUAAAUAAACCAGAACUAAUUUAUUGUAUUAGUGAAAAUUGUAUAACAAAAAUCAACAAUUCUCAACGGCCUUGUAAAAAAGAUCAAAUUCCUGGACCACGUCAAAUUGACAUUGUCGGAGAUUUUGGAGAGGAAGUGGAACGUGAAUUUGACUUACUUUUCACAGGUUAUAAAAGAAAGCAGCUUAUGGAAAGCUUACAUGUUUUAAAUUUAUCUAAGAUAAGCGAUGCAGAGCUUUCAAAUGGUGGUGAAGCGUUACGGAAUUUAAAUGUAUUACGAAGUUCUGAAGACAACAGUCGCAAAAUUAGGUUGAAAAAUACACCAUGUGGACAUGAACCAACAAAAAUGAAGUGUAGAAAGUCGUCACAUGAUGAGCGACAACUACCUCCGGAUAAAUUUGACUAUAAGAAAUGUAAUCAACAAAAAUAUAUAAUGAGUGAAACUGAAAGUUACUUGGGGGAAAUCACAAACAAUUGUCAGAAAAUGGAACCUUUGGCUGAAAACAUCAAAAUACAAAGAAGUAGUCGAUACUUCAAUUCUUCAUGUUGGGCACAAUACGUGGAACAUCCCGUUAUUUAUGCAAACGACAAUUCCUCUCCAAAAUUCUUAGAACAAUUUGAUGCAUACAAGGUGGCUCUUGACAUGGACUUGGAAACAUUUCAAAACCACUUUAAAAUGGCGAACAAAAUUGAAAUAAAGCGUCGUUACAACCGAGAUGAAAUCUGCAAAAGAUUGGCCUUUAAAGAAGAAAAUCUCUUAAACAAUAUUAAAAGCUUAGAAUUGAAAAAGGAUAUCUGCUCGGACACUGAAAGCUAUAGCUCCGAUUCUGAAACUUGUCCCAAGUUAGCAAGUGGAGUACUUCGAAGACCAUCCAUUUUUUAUUCCACAAAAUAUAAUAAAGAUUAUGCAAAUCACCAAAUCAACAAUAAACAAAAAUAUAUUAAUAAUUCAAAUGGCAAUAUGAAGAAAACGCAGGAACGGCAACCUAAUGACCAGACUUUCUUUUUUACGAAACAAUCGAAGCUUCAAAUAGAGGUUCGACUUGCUUUAGCCCAAUCAAGGAAAAUAGCACAAAGGAAAAUAAAGAGCCAGAAUAAUGGCGCUACGCGUAUCGUGGACAUAAUACGAACAAUGCUUUAUAGUGUUGGCAUAAAUAUGGACUCAAAUCAUCGCUGGAUAUCAAGGCAAUUACUCACAGGUGUAAAUAUAACGAUUCUACAAUUAUUAGUGGAUCGUUUUCAAGCGAUUAUUCAGCAACUAAAUGUUAAUCUUUUGGAAAGUCUGAAAGAGCGUGACGAUCUCCAUUUGGAUCAAGACGUCAUAUUGCAUGAUCUUGAAAAAAUCAAUAACUUCUUAAAUAGCUCAAGUGCUCCGCAUAAGUCAAGAGAUCCUGAUCUACCGACGGAUUUUUAGGAAUAUUUGCCAUCAAACCUAUUCAAAAUCUGUAACAAUUUCUUGAAUCAUCCUUAUGGUACCUUAUGCAAAGUUUUUAUAAAUUUCAGCUAACCUUUAGUCUGCAAAUACGAACAUUUUUGUCAAAGCACUGUAGCUAAUGGCGAACAAAUAAAUUUAAUAAAAUUCAAGCAAAGUCUAUCAAAUAUUAUAUGCACUCUUUAGAAUUUUGAGACCUAACAAAAACACU
Messenger RNA from Drosophila subobscura, 1761 nucleotides. RefSeq names its product schwannomin-interacting protein 1 homolog (gene Schip1). Lineage: Eukaryota; Metazoa; Arthropoda; Insecta; Diptera; Drosophilidae. The record is from RefSeq and is a predicted model, not a curated record. Bases 54 to 1532 code for a protein of 492 amino acids. The transcript is spliced from 7 exons. Gene Ontology annotation, biological process: positive regulation of hippo signaling. Gene Ontology annotation, cellular component: plasma membrane; cell junction.